This is a messenger RNA of Triticum dicoccoides, 768 nucleotides long. Its product is annotated as polyubiquitin 11-like. Bases 1 to 768 code for a protein of 255 amino acids. The transcript has 3 exons. NCBI's taxonomy places the organism in Eukaryota, Viridiplantae, Streptophyta, Magnoliopsida, Poales, Poaceae. Gene Ontology annotation, molecular function: protein binding. The record is from RefSeq and is a predicted model, not a curated record.
AUGCGGAUUUUCGUGGAGACUCUCGCCGGCAAGACGGUCCCCGUCAAGGUCAACCCAUCAGACACCAUCUACAUUGUCAAGGCCAAGAUCCAGGAUCAGCAGCGCCUCACCUUCAAUGGGGAGCAGCUGGACGACGGCCGCAAGCUGGCCGACUACGGCGUCCGUGACGGAUCCACCCUUGGCCUCCGCCUCCAUCCGCUCCAUGAGAAGAUGAAGAUCCAUGUGGUCGAGACGCUAACGGGCAGGGCCAUGAACCUUGCGGUGACGAGCUCAGAUACAGUAAACAAUGUCAAGGCCAAGAUUCACGAGUGGCAUGGCUUUCCCAAGGACCAGCAGUGCCUCAUCUUCGCCAACAGACAGCUCGACGAUGAAGGCAGCACCCUGGCGGACCUCAACAUCUGCAACAACACCACCCUCCUCCUCGUCCUCCACAGCCGGUGCCUGAGAGGGAGGAUGACCAUCUACGUGAAGACGUUAAGAGACAAAUUCUAUAAUCUUGAGGUGGAAAGCGCAGAUACGAUAUAUAAUGUCAAGGAGAAGAUCUGGGCUAAGGAAGGCAUUCCACCGGACCUGCAGCGCCUCAUAUUUGACCGCAAGUUAAUGGAGGAUGACCGUACCUUGGCAACGUACAAUAUUCAGAUGUAUGAAGUUCUCUAUUUAGGGCUCAACCUACGUGGAGGCGCGAAGAUUUUUGUAAGGACUCUCAUCGGCAAGACCAUCUCCCUCAAGGUCGAUUCAUCAGACACCACAUAUAUUGUCAACGCAUAG